Molecule: messenger RNA, 2524 nt
Organism: Ricinus communis (castor bean)
Lineage: Eukaryota; Viridiplantae; Streptophyta; Magnoliopsida; Malpighiales; Euphorbiaceae
Product: ATP-dependent DNA helicase Q-like 1
Exons: 11
Coding region: 133-2019 (628 amino acids)
Biological process (GO): double-strand break repair via homologous recombination
Cellular component (GO): cytoplasm; chromosome; nucleus
Molecular function (GO): four-way junction helicase activity; ATP binding; 3'-5' DNA helicase activity
Source: RefSeq, a predicted model, not a curated record
AAAUUUUAUGCCGUCGAAGGGAAGGUUAAAAUCUCUAUAAAGAAAGGGUUUCGUUGGUUUAAGAAGACAUGUUCUAGGAUUGUGCAUGGUUUUUGAAUAUCAGAUACGGCCACAGAUUAACGUAACCAUUUAAUGAGCAAAAAGAAAAUGGCUCGUCACGAUCUGGAGUUAGAGAAAGCUCGAUUUUUAAGCUUAGCUCAGGAAUGUGGCUUCGAUGAAGAGUCAGCUAACAAAUGCUUAGACCGUCUAAUUUCUCUUUACGGCGACGAUGGUCAAGAUUUUGUAACUGUGGAGUGCUGUGGAGAUGAUUUUCUUGCUGCAUUAGCUGAAUCAAUGCGAGAUAGUGAGGAUUGGGAUGAUGAUUUGCAAGCUAUUGAAUCUGAAGCUUGUGGUGCUUUAGCCAAUUAUAUGUUUAGUGAUGAAAAUGCUAUUAACAGUAAUUGUACGAUGGUUGAUAAUGGUAAUAAUGAGAAUGCAAGAGGGUAUAUAAAUGUUACAGAUGAUGAUGAUGAACCAAAAGAGAAACAAACUUGGAUGGAUUUGGAUUCUUCUAGUGUCAGCGAAGAAUCCGAAGAUCCUGAGUUUAGUAUCACCGAAGGAAAGAGCUCUUUGUCUGCUACCUCCAGUCAGCUUUUAUCAAGAUCUAUGGAUUGUAAGAGCAGUGUUACUCAAGGUUCUGCUUCAUCGAUUUGCAACAAAAAGAAGCAUCCUGGGAUACAAAAAGAUGGACGGCCGAUGCUCAGUUAUGAAGAAUUGCAGGCUUUGGAUGAUUUUGAACUGGCAAAUGUUGUAAUAUUUGGGAAUAUGUCAUUUCGUCCUUUGCAACAUCAGGCUUGUAAAGCUUCUGUGGCAAAGAGAGAUUGUUUUGUUCUCAUGCCUACUGGAGGUGGUAAAAGUCUAUGUUACCAGCUUCCAGCAACUUUAAAGCCAGGUGUUACGGUGGUUGUAUCUCCCUUACUAUCCCUCAUUCAGGAUCAGAUUAUUACACUCAACCUCAAAUUUGGAAUACCAGCAACUUUUUUGAAUUCUCAACAAACUGCUUCCCAAGCUGCAGCUGUCCUUCAGGAGCUAAGGAAAGAAAAACCAUCAUGUAAACUCUUGUACGUGACUCCUGAGAGGAUUGCUGGAAACCUAGGAUUUCUUGAAAUACUGAAGUGCCUGCACUGGAAGGGACAACUAGCAGGUUUCGUAGUUGAUGAAGCACACUGUGUUAGCCAGUGGGGACACGAUUUUCGCCCAGAUUAUAGAGGAUUAGGAUGUCUUAAGCAGAAUUUUCGAGAUGUUCCACUGGUAGCUUUGACUGCAACAGCAACCCAUUCGGUUCGUGAGGACAUAUUAAAAGCUUUAAGAAUUCCGAAUGCUCUUGUACUUGAGACCAGCUUUGAUAGACCCAAUUUAAAGUAUGAAGUGAUUGGAAAGACGAAGGAAUCGCUAAAGCAGGUUGGACAGCUUCUGAAGGAUCGUUUCAAAAAUCAAUGUGGAAUAGUAUACUGCCUUUCAAAAAAUGAAUGCAUUGAGGUUUCAAAUUUUUUGAACGACAAAUGUAAGAUUAAGACAGUAUAUUAUCAUGCUGGUCUGGCAACUCGCCAAAGAGUUGAAGUUCAGAGGAAAUGGCAUAUGGGGGAAGCCCACAUUGUAUGUGCAACUAUUGCAUUUGGGAUGGGAAUAGAUAAACCAGAUGUUCGCUUUGUCAUCCACAAUACAUUGUCCAAAUCAAUUGAAAGCUACUAUCAAGAAUCUGGAAGGGCUGGAAGAGAUAAUCUCCCUGCUGCAUGCAUUGCUCUAUACCAGAAGAAAGACUUCAGCCGGGUUGUAUGUAUGUUACGAAGUGGACAAGGAUAUAAAAGGGAAAGCUUUAAGACAGCAAUGGCUCAAGCUCAGAAAAUGCAACAGUACUGCGAACUCAAGGCUGAAUGCCGAAGACAAGCCUUACUCGAACACUUUGGUGAGUCUUUUGAUCCAAAAGACUGUAAAUACGGUUCUAAUCCAUGUGAUAAUUGUCUCAAGAGUUCCGUAUAAGUACAUGCAUGUUUAUGUUUGUAGCUGAUAGAAUGUCCCAUUUCAAUAAUGUAUGUGGCCACAUUCUUCUUCUUUUGAGAGAACAACCACAUGCGUUGGCACCAUGACAUCUUGCUUGGUGAAUUCUUUUAGCAUAGAUGACGCUUUCGAAAGAUGAAAAUGCAUAUCUUGCGUUUCACCCGCAUCUCAAUCAAAAGAGGGACCAAAGCCUUAUACGGUCGUUAUCAGUUAAAGGUACUUCAGACCAAACUCAUUGCUUGAUUUUGGACUUUCUUGCAACAUUUGCAGCAGUUGUAACUAUUGCACAUUUGUUUCUGUGCGGGUGCAUGUGAUGGAGGGUUUAAGAGUGGGGUUGGGGUUGGAGGCAAGAGGCAAGAGGCAUAGCUGAAAACAUAACCUUGUGCCACAGACCGCUUUCCUGUAUAUAAAUUAUAUCUGCACGAAUUAGUAAUUUGAUUGGGUGGCUCUUGAAAGUUUCGUCAAUGAGCUAUCGAUGAUCAUUAUA